This is a messenger RNA of Pisolithus orientalis, 1592 nucleotides long. RefSeq names its product elongation factor Tu GTP binding domain-containing protein. Gene Ontology annotation, molecular function: translation initiation factor activity; GTP binding; GTPase activity. Gene Ontology annotation, cellular component: eukaryotic translation initiation factor 2 complex; cytosol. The coding region runs from base 78 to 1505 and encodes 475 amino acids. Gene Ontology annotation, biological process: formation of translation preinitiation complex; positive regulation of translational fidelity. NCBI's taxonomy places the organism in Eukaryota, Fungi, Basidiomycota, Agaricomycetes, Boletales, Pisolithaceae. The record is from RefSeq and is a predicted model, not a curated record. The transcript is spliced from 7 exons.
GACUCGCUUGAACGAUCAUAUCGUCUAUCAUAUCUCCAACUUCACACGUCGGUCACAGACAGACAACCGACGAAAAAAUGUCAGACGAGGAAACACUGCAAAAGCGCCACGACGAUUCAGAGUCAGAAGACUCAGAGGACGAGGUCGAAGAUAUUCCACAGAUUGACGUUGAUCCUUCAACUCUGACACCUCUUUCGCCUGAGGUUAUCUCGAAACAGGCGACAAUCAACCUUGGUACCAUAGGGCACGUAGCUCACGGAAAAUCAACUGUCGUAAAAGCUAUAUCAGGCGUGCAAACGGUUCGAUUCAAGAACGAGCUCGUCCGUAAUAUCACCAUCAAGCUUGGUUAUGCUAACGCUAAAAUCUAUAAAUGUGAAAACCCAGCGUGCCCACGUCCAGGAUGCUAUAGAUCAUACCGUUCAGAUAAAGAGGAUAAUCCACCAUGCGAACGACCAGGCUGCGGACACCGCAUGAAACUCAUACGCCACGUAUCGUUCGUCGAUUGUCCAGGACACGACAUUCUGAUGGCUACCAUGCUUAACGGUGCGGCAGUCAUGGAUGCGGCGCUGCUACUGGUUGCCGGCAACGAAACAUGUCCUCAGCCUCAGACCUCGGAACACUUGGCGGCAGUGGAGAUAAUGAAGCUGGAGAAUAUAAUUAUCCUCCAGAACAAAGUCGACCUAAUUAAACAGGAACAGGCCCUUGAGCACCAGAAGAGCAUCGCCGCUUUCGUUAAAGGCACUGUCGCAGAAUCGUCGCCAAUAGUCCCCAUCUCUGCUCAGCUCAAAUACAACAUCGACGCAGUGAACGAAUACAUCGUUAAAAAGAUACCAAUUCCUGUCCGCGACUUUACCUCGGAUCCGAGGCUCAUCGUCAUUCGAUCAUUUGAUGUCAACAAGCCCGGUGCGGAAGUGGAUGAACUAAAGGGAGGAGUAGCGGGAGGAUCGAUUCUUACGGGUAUCCUACGUGUCGGGCAGGAGGUUGAAAUUCGACCGGGAAUCGUUACAAAAGACAGUGCUGGACGGAAUCGUUGCAAGCCCAUUUUCAGCAGAAUCGUAUCGUUGCAUGCGGAGAACAAUCAUUUAUCGUUUGCUGUACCGGGUGGUCUCAUUGGUGUCGGAACGAAGAUUGACCCUACACUUUGCCGUGCCGAUCGUUUGGUGGGACAGGUUUUGGGCGCAGUUGGCAAGCUGCCCAAAGUGUAUACCGAGUUGGAAAUUAGUUUGUUCUUACUCCGCCGACUACUCGGUGUCAGGACAGAAGACAAGAAACAAACUAAAGUCUCCAAACUCGCGAAAAACGAACUUCUGCUCAUUAAUAUCGGAUCAACGUCGACAGGUGGCCGUGUAUUAAGUGUUAAGGCGGAUCUUGCGAAGAUCCAGCUUACAUCGCCAGCCUGUACCGAGAUCGGCGAGAAGGUCGCACUAUCGCGUCGUAUCGAGAAGCAUUGGCGACUAGUUGGAUGGGGAAGUGUGCAGCGUGGCACGGUCUUAGAACUGGACUGAUCUAGAGGUUCAUACAUCUGCUGUAUCCCAGUGCAUUUGUUUCUGUACCUUGUAGCAUCACCAACGAUGAACUCAUUUGACACAAUA